AUGUCAAAACUACGUAAAAUCUGCGUUCACUCAGGCAAUUUCCAUGCUGACGAGGCCUUGUCUUAUUAUAUGUUAAAACUUUUACCAAGAUUUAAAAAUGCACAAUUAUUUAGAUCAAGAGAUCCAAAAAAAUGGGAAGAAGCCGACAUUGUCGUUGAUGUUGGUGGUAAAUAUGAUGGCGUUAAAUUCUUUGACCACCAUCAAAGAGAUUUCUACAAAACUUUUAAUAAUAAACACUAUACCAAACUAUCAUCAGCAGGUUUAAUUUUCAAGCAUUUUGGAAAAGAUGUAAUUAGAGCCGUGCUAAAUGAUUAUGAUGAUGAGAAAAAAAUUGACAAUUUGUAUUUGAAAAUGUACAAAGAGUUUAUUGAAGCAAUUGACGCCAAUGAUAAUGGUAUUCAUGAGUAUGACUUUGAUGAACGUUAUCCACCAGCUGCCAAAUAUCAUACAAAGUGUGUCACAUUAUUUUCAGUGGUUGCUAACUUAAAUCCCAACUGGGAAUCAAAUUCUACUGAAGAUGAUUUCUUCAAAUCUUUUUUGGUAGCUAGUGAUGUGAUGGGCCAGCAAUUUAUCAACUUAUUGCACAACUACAGUUCUUGGUUCAGUGCUUUGAAAUUGGUUCAAGAAGCUUUUGAUAAAAGAUUCGAGACCCAUUCAUCUGGUAGAAUUUUAAUAUUGGAUAGGUUUUGCCCAUGGAAAGAACAUCUCCAAGAAGUGGAAAGACAAAACAAGGCUAACAACAAAUCUGAUUCAAUUUAUUAUGUUUUGUUUCCCGAUGUAACAAAUAGUUGGAGAAUUGCUGCAGUUCCAGUCAAUCCAACCUCAUUCACAAGUAGAAAGGCCUUGCCCGAACCUUGGAGAGGACUUAGAGAUGAAGAACUUUCAAAGGCUACUGGUGUUGAAGGUUGUGUUUUUAUUCAUGCCUCAGGUUUUAUUGGGGGUUGUAAGACAAGAGAGGGUACUUUGGAACUAGCGUCAGAGAGUGUUGAAUGGAAAUAA
Molecule: messenger RNA, 999 nt
Organism: Ascoidea rubescens DSM 1968
Lineage: Eukaryota; Fungi; Ascomycota; Saccharomycetes; Ascoideales; Ascoideaceae
Gene: MYG1
Product: Myg1p
Exons: 1
Coding region: 1-999 (332 amino acids)
Cellular component (GO): cytoplasm; nucleus
Source: RefSeq, a predicted model, not a curated record